Messenger RNA from Salvelinus fontinalis (brook trout), 1638 nucleotides. Its product is annotated as E3 ubiquitin-protein ligase TRIM39-like. NCBI's taxonomy places the organism in Eukaryota, Metazoa, Chordata, Actinopteri, Salmoniformes, Salmonidae. The record is from RefSeq and is a predicted model, not a curated record. Bases 1 to 1638 code for a protein of 545 amino acids. Gene Ontology annotation, molecular function: protein binding; zinc ion binding. The transcript is spliced from 2 exons.
AUGGCCACCUCCAGCAGUCUCCUGUCUGAAGAGCAGUUCCUGUGCUCUGUCUGUCUGGAUAUGUUCACUGAGCCAGUCUCUAUUCCAUGUGGACACAACCUCUGCAAGGCCUGUAUCAGUGGAUACUGGGAUACCAGUGACCUGUGCCAGUGUCCAAUGUGUAAAAAAACAUUUGAUAAGAGACCAGAUCUGUUUGUCAAUACUUUAAUUUCUGAGAUGGCUGCUCAGUUCAGACAGACAGUUGAAGUUAAAGCUACCAGCAGCCCACACCAAUGCCCUGACAUAAUUGUAGAAUUAUCCUGUGACAUCUGCACUGGGAUGAAGCUCAAGGCCCUGAAGUCCUGUCUGGUGUGUCAGACCUCUGAAUGUGAGACUCACCUGGAGCCUCAUCAGAGAGUCCCAGCCUUAAAGAGACACAAGCUGAUCAACCCUGUGGAGAACCUGGAAGACAGGAUGUGUAAGAAGCAUGACAGACUCCUGGAGCUGUUCUGUAGAACUGACCAGACGUGUGUGUGUCAGUUCUGCACUGAGACAGACCACAAGACUCAUGACACUGUCCCUAUAGAGGAAGAGUGUGGAGAGAGGAAGGCUCAGCUGACAGAAACGACUGCAGAAGUUCAGCAGAUGAUCCAUGAGAGACUGCAGAAGGUUAAGGAGAUUAAACACUCAGUAGAUCUGAGUCAAAAAGAUGCAGAGAGAGAGAUAUCAGACAGUGUGCAGGUCUUCACUGAUCUGGUGCGCUCCAUUGAGAGAAGCCAGGCUGAGCUCAUUGAGGUGAUUGAGGAGAAGCAGAAAGCAGCAGAGAGGCAGGCUGAAGGGCUCAUUAAAGAGCUGGAGCAGGAAAUCACUGAGCUACAGAGGAGAAGCACUGAACUGGAGCAGCUCUCACACACUGAGGACCACCUCUACCUCCUACAGAGCUGUCCAUCCCUCUACAACCAUCUACACACCAAGGACUGGUCUAGAAUCAGUGUUCACAGUGAUCUGUGUGUGGGGACUGUGAGGAGAGCUGUGUCUCAGCUGGCGGUAACACAGAAUAAAGAGAUGGAGAAGCUUCCUGAAGUCAAACUGAAGAGGAUUCAGCAGUAUGCAGUGGAUGUGACUCUGGACCCUGAUACAGCACAUCCCUACGUCAUCAUGUCUGAAGAUGGGAAACAAGUGAGACACGGAGGCACACGGCUUAAUCGUCCUUAUAAUCCAAAUAGGUUUGAUCAAGUUUUAAAUGUCCUAGGAAAGGAGGGUUUCUCAUCAGGGAGAUUUUACUAUAAGGUGAAUGUUCAGGUGAAAACCAUGUGGACUUUAGGAGUGGCCAGAGAGUCCAUCAACAGGAAGGGGAACAUCACAAAGAGCCCAUUAAAUGGAUACUGGACUGUGGUCCUGAGGGAUGAGAGUAAGUACUCAGCCUGUACCUUCCCCAGUGUCUCCUUAUACCUGAGAGAGAAUCCCCAGAAGGUGGGGGUGUUUGUGGAUUAUGAGGAGGGUCAGGUCUCCUUUUAUGAUGCAGAGGCCAGGUCUCAUAUCUACUCUUUCACUGGCUGCACCUUCACUGAGAAAGUCUAUCCAUUCUUUGGCCCUGGCAAUGAUAAAGGUGAAAACUCUUCCCUUCUGUUCAUCUCUCCUGUCAAUCACCCAAACUGA